Molecule: messenger RNA, 345 nt
Organism: Scylla paramamosain (green mud crab)
Lineage: Eukaryota; Metazoa; Arthropoda; Malacostraca; Decapoda; Portunidae
Product: acidic proline-rich protein HP43A-like
Exons: 1
Coding region: 1-345 (114 amino acids)
Source: RefSeq, a predicted model, not a curated record
AUGCUCCUGGGAAGGAAACAAGACCCUCCUGACGAAGAAACCAGCCAACAAGAUCCUCCUGACGAAGAAACCAGCCAACAAGAUCCUCCUGACGAAGAAACCAGCCAAGAAGACUCUCCUGACGAAGAAACUAGCCAACAAGACUCUCCUGACGAAGAAACCAGCCAACAAAACUCUCCUGACGAAGAAACCAGCCAACAAGACUCUCCUGACGAAGAAACCAGCCAACAAGAUCCUCCUGACGAAGAAACCAGCCAAGAAGACUCUCCUGACGAAGAAACUAGCCAUGAAGACCCUCCUGAUGAAGGCGGCAGUCGGGGCGCGAGUCUUAAGAGAUCUUUCUGA